CGAGCGUGGUGCCCUGUGGCAGGCAGUCUGGGGUGCGUCCUCCCGGAGGGCAAUCUGCGAUGACCCUGGCGCGGAGCUGAGGCUGCGACCCGAACUCCCUCCGCGCCCUCGCCAUGCAGAAGAGCUUGCGCUACAACGAGGGGCACGCCUUGUACCUGGCCUUGUUGGCGCGCAAGGAGGGCACCAAGCGCGGCUUCCUGAGCAAGAAGGCUGCCGAGGCGAGCCGCUGGCACGAGAAGUGGUUCGCUCUCUACCAGAAUGUGCUCUUUUACUUCGAAGGCGAGCAGAGCGGCCGCCCAGCGGGCAUGUACCUUCUAGAGGGCUGCAGCUGUGAGAGGACGCCCGCACCACCCAGGACCAACGCAGGAUCUGCAGGCACCCGGGACGCUUUGGAUAAGCAGUAUUACUUCACUGUCCUUUUUGGGCACGAUGGUCAGAGACCACUGGAGCUGCGCUGCGAGGAGGAACAGGACGGGAAAGAGUGGAUGGAGGCCAUUCACCAAGCCAGUUACUCGGACAUUUUGAUUGAGAGGGAAGUGUUAAUGCAGAAGUACAUUCAUCUAGUUCAGAUUGUGGAGACAGAAAAAAUUGCCACUAAUCAACUCCGGCAUCAACUCGAAGAUCAAGAUACCGAAAUUGAAAGGCUUAAAUCAGAGAUCGUUGCUCUUAAUAAGACCAAGGAACGGAUGCGUCCACGCCGCACCCAUCAAGAGGAGGAGGAUCCAGACAUCAAAAAGAUCAAGAAGGUUCAGAGCUUCAUGAGAGGAUGGCUGUGCAGGAGGAAGUGGAAGACCAUUGUACAGGACUACAUUUGUUCUCCCCAUGCUGAGAGCAUGAGGAAGAGAAACCAGAUUGUGUUCACCAUGGUGGAGGCCGAGACGGAGUAUGUGCAUCAGCUUUCCAUCCUGGUGAACGGUUUCCUCAGGCCUCUGCGCAUGGCGGCCAGCUCCAAGAAGCCUCCCAUUAGCCACAAUGAUGUCAGCAGCAUUUUUCUCAACAGUGAAACAAUCAUGUUCCUUCAUGAAAUAUUCCAUCAAGGACUAAAGGCAAGGCUGGCAAAUUGGCCUACUUUGGUUUUAGCUGAUCUAUUUGAUAUUUUGCUGCCCAUGCUGAACAUUUAUCAAGAAUUUGUCCGCAAUCACCAGUACAGCCUCCAAGUACUUGCCAACUGUAAGCAAAACAGAGAUUUUGACAAGCUCUUAAAGCAGUAUGAAGCCAACCCUGCCUGUGAGGGAAGGAUGCUGGAGACAUUCUUGACCUACCCCAUGUUUCAGAUUCCCAGGUAUAUCAUCACGCUGCAUGAACUCCUGGCUCACACCCCCCAUGAACACGUGGAGAGGAAAAGUCUGGAGUUUGCUAAGUCAAAGCUGGAGGAACUGUCCAGAGUGAUGCAUGAUGAAGUCAGUGAGACAGAGAACAUAAGAAAAAACCUCGCCAUUGAGAGGAUGAUCGUGGAAGGCUGUGACAUUCUGCUGGACACCAGCCAGACUUUCAUCCGACAAGGUUCUCUUAUCCAAGUACCUUCUGUGGAGAGGGGGAGACUCAGUAAAGUCCGCCUGGGCUCCCUGUCUCUGAAAAAGGAAGGCGAGAGGCAAUGCUUCCUGUUCACAAAGCACUUUCUCAUUUGUACGCGAAGUUCAGGAGGCAAGCUACAUUUGCUCAAGACAGGUGGGGUUCUCUCCCUCAUGCAGUGUACGUUGAUUGAGGAGCCUGAUGCAGGUGACGAUGACUCCAAAGGUUCUGGCCACGUGUUUGGACAUCUGGAUUUUAAGAUCGUAGUGGAGCCUCCGGAUGCUGCUUCUUUCACUGUGGUCUUGUUAGCACCUUCACGCCAAGAGAAAGCUGCGUGGAUGAGCGACAUCAGUCAGUGUGUGGACAAUAUACGAUGUAAUGGAUUGAUGACGAUAGUCUUCGAAGAGAAUUCCAAAGUUACUGUGCCACAUAUGAUUAAGUCUGAUGCCCGUCUUCACAAAGACGACACUGACAUCUGUUUCAGUAAAACCCUCAAUUCCUGCAAAGUGCCCCAGAUCCGCUACGCCAGCGUGGAGCGCCUCUUGGAGCGGUUGACCGACUUGCGCUUUCUGAGCAUCGACUUCCUCAACACCUUCCUGCAUACCUACCGCAUCUUUACCACAGCCGCCGUAGUGCUGGCGAAGCUCUCCGACAUCUACAAGAGGCCUUUCACCUCCAUUCCUGUCAGGUCAUUAGAGUUAUUUUUUGCCAUGAGCCAAAACAACAGAGAACAUUUAGUAGAUGGAAAAUCACCACGUCUCUGUCGCAAGUUCUCCUCCCCACCUCCCCUGGCUGUGUCCAGAACGUCCUCCCCAGUGAGGGCCAGAAAGCUCUCUUUGACAUCCUCUCUGAACUCAAGGCUUGGAGCCAUGGACCUGACUAACUCCUCAUCUUCCAGUAGUCCCACCACCACCACCACCACCACCACCACCACCACCACCCACAGCCCGGCUGCGUCCCCGCCACCGCACACUGGUAAAGUACCACUGAUCUUAGCAGGGGGUCUCUCUGUUCCAGAGCGAAGACAGGGGCUGGAGAAGAGGAUGAAGAUGGCCCCAUGGAGAUCUGUAGAGCAGGCCCAGAUGAUCAAGGAGUCUUUGCAAAGUCCUGUCCUGGAGUCUGCACCAGCCGACAAGGCAGGAGACUCUGCAGACAUGUCACCUUGUCGAUCCCCCUCGACUCCCCGGAACCUCCGAUAUCGACAACCUGGAGGACAGGUAGCUGACAGCACCCACUGCUCUGUGUCACCUGCUUCUGCAUUUGCGAUCGCCACAGCCGCAGCGGGACACGGGAGUCCACCAGGAUUUAACAAUGAGAGAACGUGUGACAAGGAGCUCAUCAUACGGAGAUCAGCCACCAAUCGGGUCCUGAAUGUCCUCCGACACUGGGUCUCAAAGCAUGCGCAGGAUUUUGAACUCAAUAAUGAACUCAAAAUGAAUGUUCUAAACUUGCUAGAAGAAGUUCUACGAGACCCGGACCUUCUUCCUCAAGAAAGGAAAGCCACAGCGAACAUCCUGAGGGCUCUUUCACAAGAUGAUCAAGAUGACAUCCACCUAAAAUUAGAGGAUAUAAUUCAAAUGACAGACUGUCCAAAGGCCGAGUGCUUUGAGACGUUGUCAGCCAUGGAGCUGGCCGAGCAGAUCACUCUCCUGGACCACAUUGUUUUCAGAAGCAUCCCCUACGAAGAGUUUCUUGGGCAGGGCUGGAUGAAACUGGGCAAGAACGAAAGGACUCCUUACAUCAUGAAAACCAGCCAGCACUUCAACGAGAUGAGUAACCUGGUGGCUUCCCAGAUAAUGAAUUACACCGACAUCAGCUCCCGUGCCAAUGCAAUAGAGAAGUGGGUAGCAGUGGCGGACAUUUGUCGAUGUCUACACAACUACAAUGGUGUGCUGGAGAUCACCUCGGCCUUAAACAGAAGUGCCAUCUACAGGCUGAAGAAAACCUGGGCCAAGGUGUCCAAGCAGACAAAAGCUCUAAUGGACAAACUUCAGAAGACUGUUUCAUCUGAAGGAAGAUUUAAAAACCUCAGAGAGACUCUCAAAAACUGUAACCCUCCAGCUGUCCCUUACCUUGGGAUGUACUUGACAGACCUGGCAUUCAUUGAAGAAGGGACACCAAACUUUACCGAAGAAGGCCUUGUCAAUUUCUCCAAAAUGCGAAUGAUAUCACACAUUAUUCGAGAGAUACGCCAGUUCCAGCAGACCGCUUACCGCAUAGACCAGCAGCCAAAGGUCAUACAAUACCUGCUUGACAAAACCCUUGUCAUAGAUGAAGAUACACUCUACGAGCUGUCACUCAAAAUUGAACCUCGACUCUCGGCUUGAAGCUCUGGCCUCAUCCCUGAGACCAUUGGGAUUCUGUGGAAAGCGGGUUGCACGUGGCACAGGGGGGACCCAGAGGGACAAUGCCUGCCUCCUUUCACCGCCAAAGAUGGAACCGAACUGUAAAUCUGUCUCCGGCAAGAGUGAAACCCAGCUCCAUGGACCAAAGAGAGAUAAUCUGAGCUCGGGUGGGAAGGUGAGGGAAGCUGAUGGCACAGUUUGCAUACAGGAUGUAAUACAGAGAUGCUGAAAACAAUUGUAAUGAAGUGGAAUGGAGGUAGACCUCCCCUGUCCCAUGUUCUGUUAGGACUCAGGCACGAGGUCCCACAGAGAAGACCUGCAAUGUUUCUUUGUCACUCUGCUAGCCUGGGCACACCUCCACCAAUCCUCUAGGACUUAAUCGCUUCUGUUUCAGUUCCUUUAUGCCAAGCAUCGUGGCCAGGCUGAAGCUUCCUUUCAAGGCCCAGGACAAAAGCAGCUUCAGUACACAGCAUGUGCAUGGUUCUUGGUGUGUUCUCCAUGCCUGGGAGGAGUGGUGUGCUCUGAAAACAGCCGCUUCCAGCCUUUGGGCAACAGAACAGGGAAUGAAAGAUUAAAAACCAAGUGUAUUUGUGGGUAGCAUUUUCUUAAUUACAAGUAUCCAGUAUCCCACACACUCGGAUGGGGGCUUCAUUGUGAGAUUGGUGGCCCCAAGAAGCUGCCCCCUUGGAGAACCAAGAGUGGAGGUUUCAGUAAGAUUGUCAGUCACCUGACCAAACUGUGGAAUGUGCUGUGAAGAGAACUGACUUUUGCUGAGGGAAAAUGUAGGCCUAAGAAUCAUCUUUGCUGGUUUCACUUGUUUCAUUUCUCCCAAAGCACUCCAGAAACAUUUUCUGACGUACACAAACCUGUUAGGGCUUAUUAUGAGCAUUGGCUGUACUUUAAGGUUAGCAUUUUGUGGGGGAUUUCUUUAGAGAGCCCACAGUUGCAUAUGCUGUUGGCAGACAGUCCUUUCUCCUAUCUCAGCCAUCUUUGUUUAAAAUGGUUUUGUGAUCAUUCUGCUUAAGAAUACUGUAAGUGCAUGGAUUACAGUCCGGAGCACACCACAGUUCUUACAGCAGAAAAUCAAAUGUGUG
This is a messenger RNA of Apodemus sylvaticus (European woodmouse), 4951 nucleotides long. It is a transcript of the gene Rasgrf2, whose product is annotated as Ras protein specific guanine nucleotide releasing factor 2. Gene Ontology annotation, cellular component: plasma membrane. The transcript has 28 exons. Gene Ontology annotation, molecular function: protein binding; guanyl-nucleotide exchange factor activity. Gene Ontology annotation, biological process: Ras protein signal transduction; positive regulation of GTPase activity. The record is from RefSeq and is a predicted model, not a curated record. NCBI's taxonomy places the organism in Eukaryota, Metazoa, Chordata, Mammalia, Rodentia, Muridae. Bases 114 to 3839 code for a protein of 1241 amino acids.